AUACCUUUUUUGUCCAUUUUUUUCACAUUUUCAGAGCUCCUUUUCUCUUGCAGUUGGUGAGGUUGGUAGAGGAUCUAAGCAGAUGAUUCGAGUGAUGAGAUUCAGAUAACAAAAUUAGACCUUCUUCUUCGGCGAAUUCAACAAUUCACACACAUAAUAUGGCUGAUUAUGAGCUGAAUUUAUAGAUAUCGAUAUUGGAAAGGCCGAAAAAAGUGAGACAAUAUUAAUGGUUUCUUCUAAAGGGUGAGGAGAAGGGGUUUCUAUUUUUCUUGAUUUUGAUUUCCAAUCUCGCGGAGGAAUGUUUUGAGUGAAUCCCACUGUCCCAUCUGUCCUCGGGGACUAACCCAUCACAUGAAGAUUCAAUCUUUACCAGGAAAAGUAGUAAGUUGUUCAUAUCUUGCGCAGUAAUAUACAUAUAUAUACAGAGAGAUAGAGAGAGAGAUGAAGGAGCUGUUUGGAAGCCCAGGGAGAAAAAGUGGGCUGAUAUUGAGGAUUGGGCAGUGUGUGUCAGCAGCUGCUUCAAUUGGGGUCAUGGCCUCUGCUUCUGGCUUCUCAACUACCACUGCCUUUUGUUACUUAAUUGCAUCAAUGGGGCUUCAGGUUUUGUGGAGCUUUGGACUCAUGUGCCUUGAUAUACAUGCUUUGAGGUUCAACAAGGACCUGCAUACCAACAUCAUUGUGAGCCUGUUUGUCGUCGGUGACUGGGUGACCGCUACUCUAUCUCUUGCAGCUGCUUGCUCCUCGGCCGGUGUUAUGAUGCUCUUCAUUAGAGAUACAAAUAUCUGCAAUGAUAAUUUGAAUUUGUCAUGCGAUAUGUUCCAGAUAUCCAUAGCUUUUGCUUUUGCGUCGUGGUUUCUUCUUGCCAUAUCUUCUUAUAUCAUGUUUUGGCUUGUGGCAUCAAUCUAGACAGUUUCUCUUUGACACCCAUCAACACCAUGACCGGAUGCUCAUAGGCCAGUGUGUAUAUUGUCAAUUUUGGAAAGAGCUUUGUAAGAAGCAUUUACAUUUUCUUUGCUUUGCUUUUUUUACCAUUUGUGAACCUCAAACCUUCCCUGUUGAUCAGGGAAGAGAUUUGUUUGUAAGGUCAGAUAUUAAUUCUUGGUCUAUACUUCGACAGCUCUGUUAUAUCA
Salvia hispanica is the source of this 1130-nucleotide messenger RNA. Its product is annotated as CASP-like protein 5B1. Gene Ontology annotation, cellular component: membrane. Lineage: Eukaryota; Viridiplantae; Streptophyta; Magnoliopsida; Lamiales; Lamiaceae. The record is from RefSeq and is a predicted model, not a curated record.